Messenger RNA from Spirometra erinaceieuropaei, 8961 nucleotides. NCBI's taxonomy places the organism in Eukaryota, Metazoa, Platyhelminthes, Cestoda, Diphyllobothriidea, Diphyllobothriidae. The record is from the annotation of a GenBank genome assembly.
AUGGCUUGUGAAGUGCAUGGAUCUGGAAAUUUCCAUCCGCUGAUAGUAGAGGCAGGUAAGAGCCAUCUCGCUUGAUGCAUUCAAAAUCAAACAACUAGAACGUGCGACAUGCUCAACCCAACCUGUUUUAUCUUGAAUUUUCUCUGCACAAUGAUAUCCUCUAUUGCUCCAGCAAAGAAAGCUAGGUGGCACAAUGGCAUUUGUGUUUGUAGCUACAUUUCACGCCUGCAAAGUUUCAAGCGGAUCUGAAAACGAUAAAUACCAGCUUAACCUACACAAAACCUUGGCACCGAUGGGCACCUACUUGGCGUUACAAAGUGAUGUUUUUUACCGUCUACUUCCGACCCAUAUUGAUGUAAAGAUCACAGUUUUCUUCCUUACCGAGAGUGCGCAAACAUCAAGGGAACACCAGACAAGUUGCCAGCACGUCCGCUAGCUCGGCAUAACUUCGCCGUUAUUUCACACAACACCACAUUCUAUCAGUCUUACCAUCCCUAUCUUCUUUAUGCAUAGAAAUGGCCGCUAAGUGGGACCCUAUUUUUCAAAUCUCUCACAGUUGUUACGCCUCAUUUUUAACCUUGAAUUGCCUUUAAAUAGGCCACUUUCUACUCGCUGCUCUUCUAGAUUGUCACUACCGCCUUUUCAUGAGCAACCUGUGAUGAACCCGUUACUUGGUUACAUGGAACGGUUCCGGAAAUGUUCUCCCGCACUGUGUUAUUCAUGUUCAACAAAUUCCAGUAGAAGAAUUCACAAAGGCUGGCUCGUUUCUCCUAGAAAUUAUUCCAACUCCUAAUCGAUGCAUCCUUCUAGACUGAUACCUGUUUCUUUGGAUCACGUCACUUUUACUCUGCAACUGUGGAACCUCUUCUCCUUGGUCAUCCCGCGCGUCUUAUUUUUACGACUUGCUGCCGACCUAAUGACUGACACCUCAACCCAUCUGGUUUAGGUCAGAACUGAAAAUUUUCAGCCCGAGCCAAGUCCCCUUUCGUAUGGUGAAAAUGCGGAUUACUAGAACGUUUACCUCCUCAUGUGUCCUGUACUCCGUAAUAAUUUACUCAUUGCUCACUUCCUUCCUCCUUCUUCUCAAACUAACGCCGGAGGAUUCGUCUACAAAUUGUGAGAGUCCUGAUUCUCACAGGUCUUUCCAACGCCAAGAAGCCCAUAUUCUCCCCAAAAUUUUUCUUAUAACAGCCACCUAUAAUAGGCCUGAACAGGCAGCUGAGCUUACCCGUUUGUGUCACACCUUUCUCCACGUGCCUAAUAUCCACUGGCUGGUAAUCGAAGACGCCGCAAAUAUCUCUUCGUAAGUUCCUCUGUGGUUUCUUCGCUUCUAGUGUCUACCCAUGCCGCCCUUCACUGCUAGCUUUAACCAUGUUCUCCGCAAGUGUUAAUACACAUGGCCAUGUGUUUCUCUCGUAGUUUUUUUCGAUAAGAAUGCGCUUUCCGUCUUUCACAUUCCUACUUUUUGCCUAAACUCAAUGUCGUGCUUUGUUUUUCCCGGCCGCACUUGGCAGCAAGGUGUCAAGACUACUUGGUCGCUGUGGCGUCCCGUUCACCUUGCUUCACGCAAAGACGCCCGCCGCAGAGGUUCAGAGACCUAAUGAGCCACGUUGGCGUCACGCACGUGGUGUGGCCCAGAGAAAUCGCGGUCUCCGCUGGCUUCGCGAAAAUCUCGUCCGCGACCAAGACAAGGGGGUCGUCUACAUGGCUGAUGAUGAUAAUACAUACUCCCUGCAGCUCUUUAAUGAGGUGAGACUGGCGGGUGUUGUUGGAUUCCUAAUAUUUUUGAACUUUUGGAUUCGCGCCGAAUAUCCACUGCGGGAUUUCGAAUGCUAUUCAUGUUUAUUCGUAUUUAUACAACUUCAGUUUUCCCUUUUGUCAUCACUUAACUUUCGACGACAUUCUUCCCCAUAGAUUUCCGCAGUUAGCAGGAAGUGGAUGAUGGCAAAGCGUGAGGCAACUGCUGCAAUGAAGAGAAAUUGUGCAACACAAACAACUUGAGAAUAAAGGGUGGGAUUUGAGUUGUUGCUGUGUGAUCAGUAGUAUUGGGAAAAUCGGCCAGCAACCAUACCAAACAGAAAACGCUGGUUUUCGUCCGAUUGCCGAGGUUAAGCCACGUUAAUUCCGAGGAGUACUUGCGUUGGUGACCGACCGGUGACAACGGGCGUUACUGACAUCUCUGUUUUGCUCCCCCACAACAGACUACGCGGGAGAUGCGCUGGACCGACAUGGAGCCAUGCUAAGGCACUGUACACGUUGCCCACAGAUGGGCGGUGUGAUAAAAUACUUAGGCUCAGGCUCACGCCGCAACGGUCACUUACGCUCAGUUUCCGUACCAGAUGGCCAACCGGCUCGGAAAAUGGGCUGUUGCCUGUGAAAGGGAAAACAGAGUGGGGUCGACUCCGAGGACCCGGUCCCCACGAUACUUCGCACAUACUUCUCACUACAAACAAUCUGGUGCACCGUUAAACUAUCACGGUGAGCCAAAAGCCGUGGCUUAAAACAUGCCAACUGGCGAGACAACUCGGUCCUCCUUCUAGAACGGAGAGUCAGACUGUAAUGACUUCUCCUCGAUGUGGUCACUAUGGUACUGUCACUCAGUUGGCAUGUGAGACGCCCCCUUCCUCGUUUUCCUGAAAACCUGGUUCAGCGUGCGCAGGCCAGGCGUAUGUGGCACGCGUAAAUGGGCUGUUUAACUUUGUCAGCUAUUGCACCCGACUCCGCCCUCAGUCUUCUGGACUCUGUCUUGACGUCGCGCCCAGGUGGAUGAGGGAAGAGGGAGUGUGGUAGACGUAGCACUUGUCUACUAUCAUUACGCCAAUUCGACUAUCGUUUCCGACGAUGUCUACCAUGUGCUCCAUACAGGGUGGAAACAAGGACGGUGACUUGCGCGUGAAUUAGUUUAUGAUGAUGCGAUGCAUCUACCGCACCCUCCCUCCCCACUUGGGCCUGGUGUCACGGUGGUGUCAACAAGACCAGAGGCAGGAGAGGACGCAGGUGGCUGGCACGGCGAAAAUCUCCACCUUAGCGCGUGCCUUCACACCCGGCUCGGAUUCCACUAAGUGAGAGUGCUAUAGAGGCCACAUUGAGAAGGGGUCAUUGCAGCCUGACUCUCAGUCCACCCGUCGGCCACCUCACACAAUCACACACUAGCCUAACUGUGAGGUUUAUAGUGAGGAAUAUGCGCUGUGACUAACGAUCACGUUCUCUCUUCCCACUCUCACGCACCAGUCUUUUGUUCGAGCUGGUCAGUCGUCUGAUGCGGGAGUGAACGCAGUGGCUGACAGAGUUAGGGAGCCUUCUGCAUGCGCCAAAUGUUCCACCUGGCCCUCCAAACACACACCAGGACUGCACACACGAGCGGGGAGCGACCCCGAACCGCACAUUUGUGAUUGAUUGCCAUUAAAAAGGAUCGAUCGCAGUCUGACUGUCAGCCCACAAGUUGGACACUCCGUACAAACGCACACUGGGCCGACUUCGUGGCCGGAUUUGGGGCGUCAGUGUGCAAUCUCCCAAGCCAAAGCUUUUAGAUCGCUGUGUUAGUCUCACGCGCGUCAGAUUGUUUAUAGUGAGGAAUUAGGCGCUGAAAGUCGACUUCGCUCACUCUACCUUAUCACGUACACCAGUUAACUGUCAAAGCUGGUCAGCCACCUGACGCUGAGAUUGGGAGAGCUGACUCAUAGAACUGGGAACAGCUCGUCCACUCAUGCCACACGCAAGUAACCUGUCCCCCUCCCCGUACGAACACACCAGGAUAUCACACAGAAUGAGAUGGACUGCUCCGUUCUUACAUGUGUCAGAGGAGCCACGUUGAGAGAGGGGUCGAAGGGCACACUUCCCACUGGGGAGGGCGCAGGUGGAUGGCACGGUCUAGCCCGCACCUUCGCGCACCACUCCACACCCCCUGGUCCACACAACAGAUAACCAGGUUUUUGGCCAACAACCUGGCUGGCACGACCGAAGACGCGCCUAGGCAUGCCGUCACACUCAGCUCGGACCCCACGGAGUGGGAGUGCCAUCAAAGCCACAUUAAGAAGGAGCAAUUGCGGCCUGACUUUCAGACCUCCAGCCGACCACUCCACACAAACGCACAGCACUGGGCCGACUGCGAGGUCCAAGUUAUCCCGUCAGUUGGCAACCUUCCAAGCCACGGCUUUUAGCGCAUCGUGAUAGCUUCAAGCGCGUCAGACUGUUUAUAGUGAGGAAAAUGCGCUGAGUCGUCGACCUCACCCCCCCCUUCCCAUUCCCAUGCCUCGGCCACUGUUCGAGCCGGUCAGUUGACUGGUGCGGAGAAUGGGCGCGGUGGCUGACAUAGUCUAGUGAGGAGGAGUAGGAAGAGAGUGUGUUGUUUCUUUGUUGGUUGUUUUGACCGUGAGUUUAACAUCUGCGACGACGUGGUUCCCCAGCAUUUGUUCAGGGCACCUUUUCUAGCUCCUUUCCCCUUGCAGGGGCGAGCAGUGCCACCCUAAAAAGGGCUGCACAGUCGUCAGGCGUUGUGGAACUCCACUAUGGGCCACGGAUUUGGUGUAGUGGAAGAACGACCCGAGUUAGCCUGGAGAGCUUACGACGACGCCGUAAGCUGGUGGCCUCUUGCUGUGUACCAGACGGAGCCUUGUCUCGACGAUGCCGAUACGAAGUUCCGUCCGACCAGCCGACCAGCGGAGUCCACAAUACCGUGCGCGCAGAUGCACACACGGAUACCUUCACGUAGUUUAGCCCGACGGUCGACGCGGUUACCAGGGUGUGACCGCUAUGCAGAGCCUAGUUUUGAGGGGCCACAUGUGAGAGUUGGGUGCCAACAAAUGGACGCCAGACGUAGUCUGCACCCGCAAGCAAGUGAGCGACCUACUGCGACCGUCACGUGAGCUCACCGCUGGACACCCCUUCACCCCUCCCACUUCUUACUAUCAUUAUAAAUUAAUUUACGCGCAAGUCACCGUCGUUGCACCCUCCCUGCUGUACGAUACGCGAUGGAAUCGCCGUUAGCGACGGUCGAACUGUCGUUGGGCAGGUCAGAAAACCAUGCCAUAUUGGCAGAAUGGGUUUACAAGAUAGGUCUCGCCUGCGAGCGCUUUAGCAGCAUCACACGAUGUAACUUAUCUGCCUGCAUUUACUACGGAGUUCGCCACCUUGCGGAGUUAUUAGCCUUCAUGUCCUAUGGCGCAUGUGCUACGCCUGACAAAAACAUGCGGCUAGGCCGUAGCUCGAACAAUUUAUUUAGAAACUCGUCGGCCUCCCCAGCCUGAUUUAUGUAUGGCUAUUUGAUGACAGCGACAUGCAGCUCCGAAAUGUUCAGGUUAUCAGUCUAAGCUCCAAAUUUUCUCACUGCUGCGUCCUUAAGGUGUUUUUUAAAGUUUUCUUUACUGGCAAGGGUGUGGUUUGUGGUCGGGGUUACUUCGGGAAGCAAUUGUGUUAAAAGAAAAUAACUGAGGAUAUAUAUAUUUGUACGUGCCAGAGGAAGGAAUAAGAAGACCUCACGGUGGCUGUUGCGUGUUGGUAGUCAAGACGCUUUAAGGUAGUCAUCGGAGUAAAAAUACUACAGUGCAGUACCUUUCUGACGAUGCCUUUAAAGGGGAAUUGAAUUCAUUUACUAUUAUCAUUAAGUAGUAAAAAUAGUGUCACCUUUAAUUGGUGACAAUAUGGAGAACUAGAAUGUGUGAUACCGCAAAUUUCUUAGAUAUUAACCUCUUUUGCUCAACACAAACGCUCCCCGAAAUAAGUAAUCCCGGCCGUAGACCGUACCCUGGCCCUUUUUAUUUUUGAGGAUACGCUCGUAAUUUGUUAAAAAGUACAGUUGUUCAUAAAGUGUUUCUCUUACCUGUGUGCGCUAUUCCCCUAGAUUCGAACAACCAAGCGUGUUUCAACCUGGCCAGUGGCUUUUGUUGGAGGACUUCCCUGGGAGGGAUGUGUCACAAAACCUUACGAGCCGCAUGUGAUUGAGAGAAUGUGGUCCGUAUUCAAACCCUGGCGGGUUUUCCCCGUUGACAUGGCAGGCUUUGCUGUGAACUUAGAUCUGAUACUAUCCUACCCCACUGCGGAGUUUGUCUACCACAAGAAACCCGGCCUUCUGGAGACAGAGUUUCUCAAGCAGCUAGGGCUUCGGAAUUUCACUGAAAUGGAACCUAAGGCAGAUGGUUGCAAGCGGGUAAGUGGCUGCCGCCCGCCAAAUAAAUUGUUCUACUGACCCAAUUGUGAAAUGCUCGACGGAAGACUUCCGAGUCUUUCCCAAUAGGGGUCAGUUGAUUUAUUUGAAUCCACCCAAAUACCAACUCAGUUGUUCUUUGAAAAUCAUUCUUAGGGGCCAGUUCCUUGUUUAUUUUAGUCUGGAUCCCACAUCUCUUAUGUCACGUCCUUUUUUUCUGUCCCUUUCUGUCCUACCUUUAAUACCCAUUCUCACUGUCGCACCCAGGUUCCAGCUGUGUAUUUCUAAUGAGCUACUUUGACUAGAUCCGGCCAUUAAUUUCAACACAGCGCGCGAAAUCUGUUCUGUUAAUUUCUACGUGGCUUUUUCAUAAAAUCGGUUAACUCUAAAGACGGAGAUUUUCUACAUGAAGAAAAUUGUUCCGACCAGAACGCACUUAUUUAGCCACGAAAAGCGAAAUUGGGACCAGAUCGUUAUUACAACCGACAUGCUAAUUUACUUUUCUUAACUGUGCUGCGAUUGGGUCCAUUGGAACCGACCUUGAAGAUGUGGCACAUGAUGCCUUCUAUCCUUCCAUCGCAGUCCUUCGCCAGUGGGUCUAGUGAGUUCGAAUGACUCUUCUCCAGCGGUGGGUUCACGAACUAUCUCAACACAUUGACUGACCGUGUCAAGUCUGGUUUUGAGCUGACUUCCUUUUCGUCGCCUUCAUUGGGGAAGCGGCCUAGGGGCUUAAGGCAUUAGCAUUGUGCCAUACAAUGCGUCCAGACAACCUCAUCUGUCUUCCUUGGGUAUCUGGACGAACUCUCGUGAUGCCGCCCGAAACCCUCCAACUUCCUCGUGUCUUCAACACACCCAGACUAGCGUAAAGCUCCUUCAAAAAUCAAGCCCACGAUAUUAGAUAUCGCGAGUGACAGGAUGGCAGUUCGACCAUCGAUUUCGAUGAUGUCCACCGUGUGCCCCACAGCUGCAGCAGCGGUGGGAGCAGGGACGGUGACUUGCGCAGGGGUUUACAGUGCCGGUAGACUAGCGCUGCAUCUACCUACACUCUCUCCUCCUCCUUCGCCCGGUGUCAAGAAGACCGGAGACGAGGGAGGCCGCAGGUGGAUGGCUCGGUCGGAUCCUCACCUUGGCGUCCCACCACACCCCCUGGUCCACACAACAAAUAACCAGGAUUUCAACCAACACAACCGAGAUUGGAGUGACAGGAUACUACUUUGUUGGACGCCUGACCGAAUAUUGAGCGAUUCUGGAGUAUUGUAAAUACUAGGGACGCGGGCACUAGUAGGCCGUCGACUUUAACGAUGCUGCUUAGGAUCGUUAUCAACCUCGAGGACUUACGAUUAACGUUACUAACCACUGCUGCUAAGCCCUGAGAGCACACGGCCAUGAAUUGCUGGUAGCUAUAUUUAGAUACCCAAGCGCCAAGUGGCGGGUAUUCGUUACCAACUACUUCGAUUCAGGCUCUAGAUCAGAACCAGAUCCCAGUUUUCGAGUCUCGGAUGUCUUGGACUUUCUUGAAUUUUCCUCAUCGAGUCGUAUGGUAUACAGAGCUUUAGGCGCGUCCGAGAGGUGACCUCCAACGUUUAUGCGGAAGAAAACGCAAUCUAACCGAAGGAAGGUGCCGCUUUCAUCACCACGCAUCGAUCCGCCACCAUGCUUCUAACCGCGCAGCCUCUAGUUCUCCAGAAUGUAAGCGGUGUGACUGACUGGAGUACAAAUUCAGUUCCAUUUGCGGCAUUGUUCGAAGCGUAUACUGCCCACGCGACUUUGGUUAACUUAGCUCGACCAUAUUUAACUACUUCCGCAUCGAGCCCCAGGACAAAGUCGGUUGUAGAGAAAUCACCGGUCCCAUCUGGCAAUUUCAAUCCCCGAAAACGAUAAAUGGAUCACGAUGACGACGUUCGUCAACCAUUUUGCAGCUGUGAAUAGUACAUAUCUUUGUCUGGGAACUGAUUGCUAGAACGAAAUUUUUUUCUCAACCGCUUCCUGAGACUCGCCCUUGCCCUCGUACAUUUGUCUUGCUGUUCGGCAGCCGAUGCAGCCACGCAGACGGGAACAAACGAAUGGUUUGGAAGGUACGUCUUCACUCACAAGUCGCUGAUUAGCCUCCACUCGAUUGACCAGUUGCCGUGCAGUGGUUGUUAAAAGCGUCGUAUGGGCCUCUGCGAUUGGGUAGAAAGCUGUUGUGCAUUUCGCAAAUCUUGAUAUCCAGUAACUGGAGUUCGAGAUACGGACGUCAACAGGCGUCAACAAGACACCAAUGAGAAUCGUGACAUCGUCGGACUUUGAGUACCGCGACCGAGGUACGUUAUUGCACCCCGUCAUCUAGUAUCAGGAGCCGCCCCUGGUUGACUCCUUCGCCCAUACAACAGGACCGGUGUUGUGGAGCUCGUUUAUUCCUGUUAACGCUGUGUAUGAAUCAUUAUACUAUAUUUGAUUCAAUAACUGGAGACUCUUCGACUUAUCGGAGUCGCCACCAUCCUACCUUUUGUUUUCGAGGGUGACACCUGUAAUACUUUGAAUUGUUAGGACCUCACCUUAAACUAUUGUCAGCCAAAGGACCUAUUGCGACACAUUUCUACCACCUUCUCUUCGUAUGCACUAACUUCAGGGCCACCCGCUUUUCCAAACCGUAUGGCUUUUCUGUGCUCAAAGUUGAACGGUACUGUCUGUGCUACUGUCACUGUCGUCCAAUAAAUUAAUGCCUUUCAACAUUUUAGAUCCUUGUCUGGCAUACACAAACCAAGCCUCCUGAGCUUAACUUCGUGCAAUCCCAUCUGUCUGGAAAAAUGCCGGAGCUCUUUCCCGAUGAAAUUUAG